UGUGAAGGGUCAACAGUGUGUGUGUGAGUGAGUAUGAGAAAUUGUGAGAGUUACUGUGUGUGUGUGUGAGACAGAGUGCAAUGGAUUAGUGAAUCUGCACAUAGGAAUCUGGAAGUCACUGGGGGGCCAUGCUCUGAGCUGCCCCUUGUGCCCUUAGGUUGGCACCUCUGUGUGCAGAGAGAUCUACAGAAACAACAGGAGUCCCAGCCAAGUUUCAUUUUCACCAAUGGAGACAGAUAGUGGGAACAGCAAGUGCAACAGUGAGGCGGAGGGAAGCGCCAUUAUACAAGGGGAGACGCCAGCGCGCUGUUUGCAUCCAAUAGCAGAUAACAAGGAAGCAAAUGGUACAUGUGGAACAACCUGCCCAGCUGAACACCACCCCUUUUUUGCACAGAGCUCAGAUGGGUCACCUCGGAGCAAACAGCUUUGCGCAUCUGAUAACGAAAGUGACACAGAGAGUAACAUCUCAGAUACAAGCUCAGAGCCAGGGCCGCUAGACUUUCAUCAUUGUUUUGAGGAAGAGGAAGAGGAAGAUUGGGUGGGUAAUUGUGAAUUACCCCCUAAAAUGACUGCCUUUAAUCAGGAAGUGGAAGACUGGGAUGCUGAAUUGGAACAAAGUGAAGACAAUUAUUAUGACAGGGAGGACCUGGCUGAUCUUGCCUCUGCUCAUAGUUUCUCAGUGCCGGACUCUGAAUGGCAGGAAGAUACUUCAUACAACCCCAGUGUGCACCAUGCCUCUGUAAUCGCAUGGACUUUGGUGUCUCGACAGCUAACUGAAGGACAAUUUGAUGAUGCUGAUCCCAAACAACAGAAGCACAGUUAAGUGAGGCUGAGAAUUAGAGGGCACAAGCUGAAUAAAAGCCUUGGUAAGGGUAUUUUUUUGAGGCCCAGAAGUAGAACAGUGUGAUUCUGAACAGUGGUGGUAUUGUAAAUAUAUCAAAGAGUAGAGGAGCAGCCGUUUCAUAAUCUCUGAUUUCGAGCAGUACUUUACAUUGAAAAGCAAGUUUGAGGCUAAGCAUUAGAAGGACUCGACAAGAAUGACAAGCAGGAGAGGACGAUCACAGUUUGUGCUGUGUUUCUUUAACCUUAAAGGAGAAGAAAAAGGUUGAAUCAUGGGGGGGUAAUUGGAUUGAAAUUACUUACCCGAUGCCCCAGCCAUUGUUCCUGUUAGCAAAAAGCUGCAACCGCCCGGGGUACAUGCAAGUGACCCUCUUUUUGCUUCAUUGUGAGUGAAAAGUCAAACUUAACAAAAAAAAGCUGCUUUUUUCACUCUACUGCACAUGCCUUGGCCCUGGGAUUUUGAAGAAAGGAGAAAGGAAAAAGAUGAUCUCUUGCUCACUUGUACCCCAGGCUGGUGCAGCUUUCUGCUAACGGGAGCAUUUGCCCAGGGUAUCGGGUAAGUGAUUAGAAUAAGUGGGGGUGCCUAACAUUUGGCAUUGCUCACGCAUUCAACCUUCCCUUCUGCUUUAAUCUCUAUGUUUGGUUGGUUUGCAGGGGACUGUGUAUGGAAGUAUUCACACACAUUUUUUUUAUAUUUGUAGUUGUUAAUGUAAGAGAUUUAUUAUGCCAUGUUUGUCCUGCAAAACCAGAGGAGUUUGCAACUAAAACAACAAUACAUAAAAUAAAAUAGAAACCUGUUUUGUUUUUCCAUAAAGA
Xenopus tropicalis (tropical clawed frog) is the source of this 1656-nucleotide messenger RNA. RefSeq names its product coordinator of PRMT5 and differentiation stimulator (gene coprs). The record is from RefSeq and is a predicted model, not a curated record. Lineage: Eukaryota; Metazoa; Chordata; Amphibia; Anura; Pipidae. The transcript has 6 exons. Bases 227 to 823 code for a protein of 198 amino acids.